AAAAUGAGAAAAAUCCAGGUUUACACCCGCACGGACAAAGUUAAAACUACAAAAGGAGGUUGUUUGUCUCACACUACUUUGAGAGGAGGACCAAAUGAUUUCAUUGAUCUGGAUGGCAAUUCGGGUAAUGGUAGUCUUAAAAACAAGGGACUACAAACAUUGAAGAGCAGAUUUUGAAACAUACAGAGAAACCUAAAGUCAGAACACCAAAACAAGUGCAAUUAAGUGUCAUACAAAAGAAAACUGCAGAGGAUGGUAAACAGGAAUUGAAAUGUAACAAGUUUACGGUUUUACUAGAUGGAGAAGAGGAGAUUGAUUCUAAAAUGCAAGUUCCAGGUGCCAAGCUGUCAAAAUUGAAAGAAACAUUACAAGCAAAGAUGAAAAUGAAGAGAGACCAGGAGAGGAAGAAACGAGAAGAGGCAUAUCAGCUUGACAAUGAGGAAGGUUUUGAAGAUGAUUUCAUGGAUGAUGAUGGUGAACUGACUGAUAAGACAGACACUGAUAUAGAAGAAGAAGAUGAUGAUGAUAUGGGAAUAGAAGGAAUAGAAAAAGAAGCUGAUGACGACGAUGGUGAUGAUGUAAUUGAUGUUGUCAAUGGUGGUGCAGCGAAGAACAAAACGCAGAAAAAUGUAGAUGGUGGGUCAGAAUUCCUAUCUCUAAAACUACUUGACACAAGUAUAAGAAGUGACCCAUCAGCAUCAUCAGGAAGUUCAUCUUUCAAAACCCCUGCCAAAGUGAUAACUGGCCCUAACCAUAGUACAGAUACAAUGAAUCUCUACGAUAGCACCUGCUCAUUACCCAGUGAUGUCAGUGAUCUACAGCCAUGUGAUAAUGAUAAGAACAAUAGUUGGAAGGAUUUCAAUUUUGGUUUAAUAGAGCAGAAGAAGGGUUUGAUUAAACACAAGUCUAAAGAUUUUGGUGAAUAUGACUUUAGUGAUGGUGAAAAUGAAAUGUUAAAAUUAGCGGUUGAAAGUGAUAAAGAAGAAAAGGACAUGCCAGAUAUUAAAAAUGUAAGUUACAAUGGUCUUGAUGCUAGUUUUGACCCAGCUUCUAUGAUACCUGCAUAUCAGCCUGGAGGUGGUAGUACAAACCAAGAUCACAACAAAUCUGCAACCAGUGGUAGGAAUUCACCAGAUUUCUUUACACCAUUUACCAAGAGACAGAUCAGUACAGGCUCUCUUCAAAAGAGUACUGGCAAGUUAUCUGAUCUCUCCCUUCCUGUAGAAGACUCUCAAGAUCUUUUUAAUUCUCCUGCAAGAUCACAUCAUUCAAGAAAUUCAGAUUCACUAUCACAGAACUUUCAUUUCUCCCUGGAUGAUGAGACUCAGAGUCAAUUUUUAGAUGAGAAUGGGUUUCUGAAUGUGAGAAGUACAACAAAACCAAAGGUUUCAAAGAGGCAGUUGUUAUUGAGUGAUGCAUCAAAUGAAAAUCUUGAUGAGCUACUGGGACUCUGUUCUGGAAAGUUCACUGAAGAUACUCAAUCUAGUUCAUCUUCUAUCAAGGAAUGUGUUAAUCCCAAACCAAAAGGUUUGUUUUCACAUUUCUCAUCUGGGGAACUUGCAUCCAGUUGUCAGAGGUCAAGUAUGGAUGAACUGUUAGGUCUGUGUUCUGGCACAUUCACAGAAAGCUCAAAAGAAAAAACUGAGAACACCAAAGAGAAUGAGGAGAAGGAGGAGGAUGAUGAUGAUGGUAGUGAUGUAUCAUUCCAUAUCAUGUCUGAUGUUGAAGAUGAAGAAGACGAAGAUGAAACUCUCACUAAAAGAAAAGAAAAACGAAGAAGAGUAAUGCAGUUCAGUGAUGAAGAUGAUGAGGAUGAUGAUAACAUGGAUGGUGAAGAGGAUCAUAGCGUAGAAGAAGAACUGUCUGAAACAGAGGAUGAAGGUGCAAAACCUAAAGUUAAAGCCAAACCAGUUCCAAUGCCUGACUUCAUUGAGGAUGAGGCCGAGCUGUCUGGUAGUGAAGCAGGCAGUGAUGAUGAAGAAGGUGAUUAUGGAGAUGAUGAAUAUGAAGAGGAUGCCAUUGAUGAGGAAUUACCAGAGGCUGACAUGUUGAAAGAUCAGAUCAACAGAAUACACAUGAAAACAGUUGAAGAUGAUGAUGCUAGAAAACUAAGAUUAUACAAAGAAAUGUACUUACAAGAUGGUGAUUUAUGGAGUGAUGGCAAGGGAAGAACAAGACGAUUUAGAUGGAAUAAUGUGGAAGAUGAGAGUUCACAGAUGGACAUGUUCUGGAAGGCAUCUGACAAUGAAGAAAGUGAUCAAGAAACUGAAGAAGAUUUGAAAUGGAGAAAAGAAAGAUAUGAAAGGGAACAAUGGUUAGAAGAACAAAAACAGGAGAAAGAUGGUGUCUUUGACAUUGAUGAAGACAGUCAAUUCACAAAGAUUAUUAAAAAUAUACAGAUAAAAAAGAAAGCUUCUCCAAAGAAACUUCCUGCUCCACCACCACCCAAGGAGAAAGUUAAAGAUAAAGAAGUUACAGUUCCCAAGCCGUUACAUCAGACUAUGUUUCGCAGAGGCUCUUUCCUGUGUCGGAGUAAGAAAGAUCUUGAAAAGAUAGCAGCAAUGGCUAAGCCUGUUGCCAAUCCAAGUGGUCCCAAAAAUUCUCGGAACUUUGUUUUUCAAGCAUUGUCACCACCAAAAGAUGGAGUUACUAAGAAACCACAGGUGCGAAGGUCCAUCAGUGUAACAGGAGCUGUGGAGCAGUCAAUCAGUAAAAGACCAAGAUUAGAGCGAAGUCAGAGUACUGUUGUAGCCAAAACAAGCAUUUUUGAACACUUCGAUUAAUUUCUUUACUUUAAAUACCUCAUUUCAUGUACAUACAUUUCAAGUAGUUGAGUUAGUGGCGGGUGCUGAACAUGUAAUGUAUAUUCAGGGAAUAGUAGACAUAAGUUAUUUCAUGAUCAUUGAUACAUUCAAAUAGGUGUCUGAUUUGCUUGAUUCUGUUUGUAAAUAAGCAUUUAUACCGAGGUUACUUUAAACUGUCCUUGCUUUAUUCUAAAUUAAUAAAUUUUAUUUUCACAGAUUCUUAAUAGGGCCCAAUUGUAUACUGGGAAUUUUUAAAUAGUACUCAAUAUAUUGUAUAAUAUAGAUAUUAGUGUUAUAUUUUAAUGUGAUGUACUCAGUACAUCAUUAUCUAUGCAUUUUUCUGACAUGGAAUAAUUUGCUGAAUGCCAUUUUCCACACAGCCAGGUUUUAAUAGAUUUGAUAACAAUUUAAAUAUUAAAGGGAACCUCAAUCCAAACAA
Saccoglossus kowalevskii is the source of this 3243-nucleotide messenger RNA. RefSeq names its product claspin-like. Lineage: Eukaryota; Metazoa; Hemichordata; Enteropneusta; Harrimaniidae. Gene Ontology annotation, molecular function: anaphase-promoting complex binding. Gene Ontology annotation, biological process: activation of protein kinase activity; mitotic DNA replication checkpoint signaling; mitotic G2 DNA damage checkpoint signaling. The record is from RefSeq and is a predicted model, not a curated record.